GGCAGUUGCCCAAGUGCGCAAGGCUCCAAGACUGCCAAAAGAAGCCGUGGUAGCGAGUAGCGCCGGGCAACGCUGGGUCGGAUUUGUCGGGUAUGGUUGUGAGUUCGUGUAAGAGCUUAUUCAAUAGCACGUUCAAUAGACAAAUACUUGCCCGUGUACGUAGCUAUCGUAACACUUUCCAACGAGACGGAAGAUCAAUAUUUAUCAGGGGCAUCACUGUAAAAGCACGCAAGAUGCCUAGCCUUGACUCACAAUAUGUUGCCAAGGUGUACAACAACAUCGUUAAAUCAGAGUGUGACAGCAAUGAGUACAGAGGCCUAGAGCUGACAAAUGGCAUGAAAGUGCUGCUCAUAAGUGACCCAACAACGGACAAAUCUGCAGCAGCUCUUAAUGUUCAAGUUGGUUUUAUGUCUGAUCCUCGACAGGUGCCUGGUCUUGCUCAUUUUUGUGAACACAUGCUCUUUCUUGGCACUGAGAAGUAUCCAGAAGAAAAUGCUUAUCACAAGUACCUAUCACAACAUGCAGGCACUGCGAAUGCCUUCACUGCAAAUGACCACACUUGCUACUACUUUGAUGUGGCACCAGAGUUCCUUGAACAGGCCUUGGACAGAUUCGCUUCUUUUUUUGUCUGCCCCCUUUUCAAUGAAGAUGCGUCAGACCGUGAGGCAAAUGCAGUACAUUCUGAACAUGAGAAGAACAUUCAAAAUGAUACAUGGAGGCUUAAUCAGCUUGAAAUAUCGACUGCUAAUCCAAAUCAUGAUUACUGUAAAUUUGGUACAGGAAACAAAGAAACAUUGAGUGUAGCACCCAAGGCUAAUGGAAUCAAUGUCAGAGAGGAGCUCCUGAAGUUUCAUCAGAAGUGGUACUCAUCUAAUAUAAUGGCAGCAGUUGUCCUUGGCAAAGAGACACUGGAUGACCUGAUGAACAUGGUUGUCCCAAUGUUUUCGCAAGUUGUUAACAAAAGAGUGGUGCGACCUGAAUGGCCUGAGCAUCCCUAUGGUCCUGAGCAGUUAAAAGUGAUUGGGCAUGUGGUUCCAGUAAAAGACGACCGGUCAAUGUACAUGACCUUUCCAACUCCUGACCUGAGGAAGUACUACAAGUCUGGUCCUGGACACUACUUGGCUCACCUCAUUGGCCAUGAGGGCCCUGGUAGUCUGCUGUCUGAACUGAAAUCACGAGGCUGGGUCAGCGCUCUGAUUGGAGGGGAGAAAGAUGGAGCUCGGGGUUUUGGUUUUACCAUUGUGAAUGUUGACCUAACUGAAGAAGGCAUCAACCAUACAGAAGACAUUGUCACCUUGAUCUUCCAGUACUUAAACAUGUUGAGGCAGGAAGGUCCCAAGGAGUGGAUUUUUAAUGAACUUAAAGAUCAGUCAAGCAUGGCAUUCAGGUUCAAAGGAAAGGAACGCCCUUUAAACUAUGCCCUGGACCUCGCAAGCUUACUUCAUAUCUUUCCCAUGGAAGACGUUCUUACUGGACCUUACCUUUUGAAGGAGUACAAGCCUGAACUUAUCGAGGAUAUUUUGAAUAGACUUGUACCUGACAAUAUCAGGGUCGCAGUUGUUGGAAAGCAGUUCAGUGGAACAACCAAUGCAGUUGAGAAGUGGUACGGAACUGAAUACAGGCUCGAUCAUAUUCCAGAGGAAACGCUACAGAAAUGGAGGGAAGCUGGUACGCAUGAAAACCUGAAGUUGCCAUCAAAGAACGAGUUCAUUCCAACAAAUUUUGAUGCUUGCCCUCAUGAACCGGAGUAUUGUCACCUACCAGUGAUGAUAAAGAACACUGAAUCCUCAAGAGUGUGGUUUCUUCAAGACAAAGAGUACAACCUUCCCAAAGCUGUACUACAUUUUCAUUUGAAAAGUCCCAUUGCAUACCAGGAUCCUCAUCAUACGAACAUGACACGCAUGUUUGUCAAUCUCUUUGUCGAUGCACUGACUGAGUAUGCAUAUGCAGCCAUGUUAGCUGGUCUCACCUACAGCUUGAGUGACACUGUUUAUGGCAUCAUGCUUAGCAUUAAGGGCUACAACGACAAGCAGCACGUGUUGUUGCAGAAGAUAAUGGACAGAAUGACUAGCUUCACCAUUGAACCGCAACGAUUUGAUAUUCUCAAAGAAUCUUACGUUCGGGGACUGAAGAAUUUUCAGACAGAACAGCCUCACCAGCAUGCAGUGUAUUACACAUACAUGCUGCUCGCACAGAAAGUGUGGUCACAUACUGAGAUGCUAGAAGCAACCGACGAGUUGACAAAAGAGAGCGUUGAAGAGAUGAUACCAAAGCUCUUAUCACGCAUGCAUAUUGAAUGUUUGAUACACGGGAACGCAACUCGCCAGCAAGCUCUCGAUAUUGUUGCCAUUGUGGAGAACAGUCUGUCUACGAAAAGGCAUAUGAAACCAUUGCUCCCAAGUGAGCUUGUAGGUCAAAGGGAACACCAACUUCCUGAGAGGGCUGAUUAUGUGUAUCAGAGAGUGAAUCACAUCCACCAGACAUCAUCCAUUCAGACAUACUUUCAGUGUGGCCCACAGGAAACGCACUCAAACAUGUUGGUAGAACUGUUCUGUCAGUUGAUCAUGGAACCCUGCUACAACAUCCUGAGAACACAGGAACAGCUGGGAUACAUUGUUGCUAGUGGUCCCAGACGAACAAAUGGAGUUCAAGGUGUUCGCAUCAUUGUGCAGUCUGACAGAUCGCCAGUCUUCCUGGACAGCAGAAUCGAAGCGUUUCUGCUUUAUGUUGAUAACUACUUGGAGGAAAUGAGCGACAAGGAGUUUGAAUCCAACAAGAGUGCACUCGCAGUGCGGCGUCUGGAGCGACCCAAAAAGUUGGCGCAAUUGGCGGCAAAGUAUUGGAUGGAGAUCAUAUCCCAGCAGUACAAUUUUGACAGAGAGGCCAUUGAAACUGCACAUCUUGAAACGAUUCAAAAGGAGGAUGUGAUCAAAUUCUUUAAGGAAUACAUUGCACUGGGUGCAACUCACCGCAAGAAGCUGUCAGUACAGAUUAAACCAGUAGCGGGUGAAACUGCAUGGUCGGAGCCAGCGUUGGCAGUGGAUGGAGCGGAUGGGAUCUGUGCGCAAGAUCAAAAGCCCACAAAGAUUGAGAACAUCACGGAAUUCAAGAGGAGCCUUGGACUUUAUCCGCUUGUGAAACCUUACAUUAAUGUCAACGCACCAGCCUCUGGAGGAAAAUCUAAAUUAUAGGUGCAUCUCAAGUGCUCAGAACCAAAGUGAAAUUUUAGUCAGCCUCACUUUAUUUUUAAGCAUCUUUCAUCUGCAUGGAGGGGGUAUUUACAAAAAAUAUGAGCCUAGUAUUUUGUGUGUAUGUAGUGGUCGUACAUGAACGUACUGUAUGUAUAAGCAAGCUCAUACCUAAUAUGAGGGGCAUCCAGAAAGCAAGUUCCAAUUGGUAUUUAGAAACACAAAACCGUGUUUUGUUUUCCUGGGUUUUGUCAUUUUUUCAUUAAAAAUUUUAUUUGCA
This is a messenger RNA of Ornithodoros turicata, 3468 nucleotides long. RefSeq names its product insulin-degrading enzyme-like (gene Ide). Bases 93 to 3191 code for a protein of 1032 amino acids. The transcript has 28 exons. Gene Ontology annotation, cellular component: mitochondrion; cytosol. Gene Ontology annotation, biological process: peptide catabolic process. NCBI's taxonomy places the organism in Eukaryota, Metazoa, Arthropoda, Arachnida, Ixodida, Argasidae. The record is from RefSeq and is a predicted model, not a curated record. Gene Ontology annotation, molecular function: metal ion binding; metalloendopeptidase activity.